Papaver somniferum (opium poppy) is the source of this 561-nucleotide messenger RNA. RefSeq lists its product as uncharacterized. The record is from RefSeq and is a predicted model, not a curated record. The transcript has a single exon. Lineage: Eukaryota; Viridiplantae; Streptophyta; Magnoliopsida; Ranunculales; Papaveraceae. The coding region runs from base 1 to 561 and encodes 186 amino acids.
AUGGUAAUGCCAUUUGGCUUAACCAAUGCCCCAGCCUCUUUUCAAGCACUAAUGAAUGAUGUUUUUCAUCCUCAUUUGAGGAAAUUUAUUCUAGUAUUCUUCGAAGACAUAUUGGUGUACAGCCCUGACAUGGAAUCUCAUUUGGAGCAUUUGGAAAUUACUCUCAAGACUCUACAACAACAUACAUUAUAUGCCAAACUCAGCAAAUGUACCUUUGGACAAUCCAAAGUAGAGUAUCUUGGACAUAUCAUCACUGGUGAAGGAGUCAAAGUUGAUCCAGCAAAGGUUGAAUGCAUGCUCAAGUGGACAAUACCCACCACUUUGAAGGAACUCAUAGGGUUCCUUGGACUUACUGGAUACUAUAGAAAAUUUGUGCAAGGUUAUGGGAUUAUAUGCAAACCCUUGACAGAAUUACUCAAAAAGGAUAACUUCCAUUGGAAUGCUGAUGCUCAAGCUGCAUUUGAAGCUCUCAAGCAAGCUGUCACAACCACCCCAGUGUUGGCACUGCCUGAUUUCAACUUACCAUUUGAAGUAGAACUGAUGCUUGUGAUACAGGAGUAG